AAUAUAGAUAAUUUAGUUUUUAUAUAUUUCCAUACAGCACAGAUUGGUUAGAGAAACAGAAAGUAGUUUUUUCAAUAUUGAGAAGAAAUUAUUUCAUUGAAGAUUAUAGGAUAAGCUAGGAUGCAUUGUGUAGUUUUUUGUGUGCAUUGGAAUACAAAUAUAAUAAGAGAGGCAAUUAAUUUCAUAAUUAUGAUCAUGGAGUAACAGUUAUGCAAUGUACACAUGCUAUCAGUUUGGAAAUAAUGAAAACAUAAUAUGCUCAUUUACUGAAUUAAUUCACUAAAUUUGUAUUGAUUCUAUCUGGAUUGUGUCAUGAUGUAUCUCAUACAGGAAGAACAAACAUUUUUGAGAUCAACAGUUUGUCAAAUUUGACUAUUAGAUAUCACGAUAGAAGUGUGUUGGAGUAACAUCACGCAGCUACUUCAAUCAAAUUGUUAUGUGCUCCUUCAACAAAUAUUAUUCCUAAUUUUACAUCAGUUGAAUUCAGAGAUUUUCGCAAACUCUUUAUUUCCAAUAUUCUAUACACAGAUAUAACUGAGCAUUUUAAUUUAAUCAAAAACUUUGAAGCCAGAAUCAAAGAACUAAACUUUGGAACUGAAGAUGACAUCAAAUUAAUGACAGGUAUGAUUAUUCAUACAUCUGACUUCACUGGAGGAGCCAUAACCAUUUAAUUUGAAGUGAAUAUGGAAUUCUAGGAACAAUAUAAUUUGGAAGGUAAAUUUGGAUAUCCUCAAUUGCCAUACAUGAAAGAUUUAGAUUAAUAACCAAUUAUGGCCAAGUCUGAAGUCGGAUUUUUUAAAUUCAUUGUACGACCACUUUGGUCUAUCAUGUCAAAGUUUGCUGAAGACAGGUUGCAAAAAAGUGUUGAAAAUCUUGAAUAAACUAUUUUAGAAUGGGAGAAAUUGAUGAAUAAUUGA
This is a messenger RNA of Paramecium tetraurelia, 917 nucleotides long. RefSeq lists its product as uncharacterized. Gene Ontology annotation, biological process: signal transduction. The transcript has 3 exons. NCBI's taxonomy places the organism in Eukaryota, Ciliophora, Oligohymenophorea, Peniculida, Parameciidae. The annotation marks the transcript as partial. Gene Ontology annotation, molecular function: 3',5'-cyclic-nucleotide phosphodiesterase activity. The record is from RefSeq and is a predicted model, not a curated record.